Molecule: messenger RNA, 4248 nt
Organism: Oryzias latipes (Japanese medaka)
Lineage: Eukaryota; Metazoa; Chordata; Actinopteri; Beloniformes; Adrianichthyidae
Gene: miga2
Product: mitoguardin 2
Biological process (GO): mitochondrial fusion
Source: RefSeq, a predicted model, not a curated record
UAAAGUCCCGCCCCUUCAUAAAGCAUACAGUGCCGCUUUUCCUGACGGUGACACGGGAAUGUCCUCUGACGUCUUGUGUGCUCCGGGUAUGUGAGAAGGAUUAUCUUAUUAGUUGUGCGUAAGUGUCUGGCACCAAGUCCACAUCCAGGACUGAAUGACAGCUGACUGCAAGGCCUGCAUUUGAUCCAAGAGCCGGGGGGAACUCUCACUUUGGGUUGAUGUGAGGGAGUUUGAAGAACUGCUCCGUGGAGGCUUUUCCAAUCUCAAAAUGUCUCUGAAACAAGCAGAAGGCAUGUCCAUCGCUCAGGCUUUGGCCAUGACUGUAGCUGAGAUCCCAGUCUUUCUUUAUUCCACGUUUGGACAGUCAAUAUUUUCCCAGCUAAAGCUAUCUCCAAGCUUGAAGAAAGUGCUGUUUGCUACAGCCCUCGGCAGCGUGGCUUUAGCUCUAACUGCUCAUCAUCUGAAAAGGCGAGGGAGAAAAAGGAAGCAGGCAGCACAAGAGAAGGAAGGCCAUAGAGUAGUGGGAAUUCCUGAGGCGCUGCUGAAGACAGGAAGGCCGUCAUCAUUAAAAAGAGGUCCAUUUACUGGUCGGCAGAUGAUGAGCCCCAGCUCUCGGAGCAACGACACCAUGAGUGGCAUUUCCUCCCUGGCUCCCAGCAAACACUCCAGCUCCUCACACAGCCUGGCUUCUACUCGAGUCCCAAAUUCUCCAAAUCAGUCUGUUAAUCCGCCCACCCCCUUGGAGGCCCAGUCAGUGAUGGAAGAGUCAGGGAAAGUAGAGGAUGCAAAUGCAGAAAACUUAUAUUUAAUGGGGAUGGAGUUGUUUGAGGAAGCGCUACGAAAGUGGGAGCAAGCCCUGAACAUUCGUCAUCACACCCACUCAACCUCCAGCAACAGCAGCCUCAUCCUGCAGGGGGCGGCAUGCAGUGACUCUCCCACGGUAAUGGGGGAAACGCAUGAUAAAGUGUUAGCUGAGAAGCUGGAGUCGCUGCUGCAUAGGGCGUACCACCUACAGGAGGAUUUCGGCAGCGGCCUCCCUGCAGACAGUGUGCUGGCAGACUUCGCGAGUGAAGGAACUCUUAUCCUGCCUCAAGUGGAGAGUUUGUACAGACUGCAAGAUGACGACGCCACCACCAUUAGCUCUGAUGACUCCUUUUUCUCAGCGGCAGAGAUCUUUGAUAAAAUGACUCUAGAGGAGCUCUACCAGCCAAUAAGGCCGGCAGCUCUUUAUGAAGAAGCCUUAACUCUGGUCCGCGAAGGCAAAGUCCCCUUUAGAUCCAUGAGAACUGAAUUGCUUGAAUGUUACGGUGACCAAGACUUCCUCGCCAAGCUCCACUGUGUGAGACAAGCAUUCCAGGUUCUAUUGUUAGACGAAAGUCACCGCACAUUUUUCAUGGAGUUGGGGAAACAGAUGAUUGUCGGGUUAAUGGUAAAGGCAAACAAGAGCCCCAAAGCUUUUCUGGAAAGCUAUGAAGACAUGCUGCUUUACACUCAGAGGGAGGAAACGUGGCCCGUUACAAAGAUGGAACUGGACGGUCGAGGGGUGGUGUGCAUGAACUUUUUCGACAUAGUGUUAGAUUUCAUCUUAAUGGAUGCAUUCGAAGACCUCGAGAGCCCUCCCUCCUCUGUCGUGGCUGUACUGAGGAACCGCUGGCUCUCCGACAGCUUCAAAGAGACGGCUUUGGCAACGGCUUGCUGGUCUGUCUUAAAAGCAAAAAGGCGCCUUCUUAUGGUGCCUGAUGGGUUCAUCUCCCACUUCUACGCCAUAUCGGAACAUGUAAGCCCAGUCUUAGCGUUUGGGUUUUUGGGGCCUCGUCAGCAUCUGAGUGACGUUUGCAUGAUUUUCAAACAACAAAUCGUCCAGUACCUUAAGGACAUGUUUGAUCACGACAAGGUCCGCUUCACGUCAGUGCAGUGCCUGGCUGAGGACAUCCUGAAGCUUUCCCAUAGGAGGAGUGAGAUCCUACUGGGGUACUUGGGCAUAAACAGCCUUCUGGAGCUGAACAAUGAUCUGCCCAGAGGCAUAGAGGCCUCCCCAGGUGCCAGCUAGGGUCACAGAGGGCUUUGUUUGGCUGAUGUGUAAUGAGGACAAGAAACAAAAGUCUUGGUCUUUACAAGCGUGGAUUCCUGCUUCUGUGAUGCACCGAGAACCAGCAUCAUUCGUCUGUGUUCGCCCGACUCAGCUGCUGCUCACCCACAGCCUCUCUAGGAAUGAGCGAAGCCGUUGGGAUCACGUGAUUCCACCCUUCCCUUUUUGUUGCUGCUUUGUUGCAUCUCCAGAAUGCAGACCAUAAUCAUGCAUAAUCGCAGACAUGUGAGGACUUGUCUCUGCCUUGUUGGGUAGUUGUAAAAAAACAAGUCCCUUCCAACUUCAGCCUAUACAUGAGGCCAGCCUUUUUAGUGAGUACUAUGGAUACACAUGGUAUUCAUUAGUUCCCCCUACUAUGUGUUUUGAUGAUUUAUAUUAUAAAUUGAAGGAAUUGUGCUAAACUGAUCAAUCUCUUACAUAAGAAGGCCAGUGCAGUAUACAGGUUUGUCCUUUUUUACUCCACUCUGUUAUCGUAGUUUUUUUUUUUCCAAUGAAUUUUAUUUUUUUUCUUGUAAAGAAUUGUUAAAUACAACCAGAUGUCAUAUUAAAACAUGUGUCUAUGAAGCAACAGUCCAUAAACAGGUGAAAUGGAACUUGAAAUCUGAAUGAACUUUGGAUCUACUUUUGAAAAUGUUCUGUUCGUUGCAUCAAAGUUUCCGAGCUUCAUGUGAGGACAUUUGCUUGCGUGGGUUGUCGAUCCUAAUGUGAGCACGUUUUCUUCAAGUCAUCCUGGUUAAAGAAGAAAGAAACCUGCAGAACAUUUUCAACUUUUGUUGAAAACGCCUUACUUUAUUCCGACAUUCUCAACUCAAAAUGCCUAAUUAUAUUUGAUUUACAUGAUUGAAUGCACUGUCUAAUGGUUUUGGUUCAUUCAUUGUGGUCCCAGCUGCUGUUCUCUCAGUAAAAAUGACUGAAACUUUCUAGGUUUGAACUUGUCAAAUAGUCACUGUUCAACACAAAUGAUUGGAUUUGUUUUUUUAUUUUGAAAUGGUGCCAUCCAGUAUUUAACUGAGGGAAUUUUUGAUUACUUUCAGAACUGUGGUGAAAAACAUUUGUACAGUUUGACUUAUCAAAAAUCUCAGACCGUAUGUGGGUUUUUUUUUGUUUUUUUUUAAAUAAAGUGACAUUAAGAUGCCAAGUUAAAACUCUUUAUUGAACAAAAACAAGAAAAAACUUUGAAAUGCUUGUACCUGCUUGCAUGUGGGGAGAAUUUCAGAAGUAGUGGCUUGGUUUUUUCCCUGUUUCUAUCAUUUAUAAUUUAUAACAUCAACUCAUUCAAAUUUAUUAUUUGUGUUUUCUGGCAUUAAUGAUUAGAGUUUUGCUAUUGUUUAAAAAAAAAUCUAUUCGAUUUUAACUUCAGAAGUAUUUUUUUAAACCCGACAGUUGCUGCAAAAAGGUCGCCCUGGCAUCUAAAAUGAAUUUGUGUCCAAGUACACAUUUAUUUAGAUCCUGACUCGAUUCCUUGGUGUGCAGCUUUACUCUUUAUUUUUUUUUUAUUAUUUUUGCAGCAUUUUGCACUUUAGCAGAAAGAUGGGGGGAAUGUCAAGGAUUUUAUUUUAAUGAUCAUUUUAAGAGUAAUGACGUACAGAUACUAAACUACUUACUGCAUCGCAUGACUUUGUUUGUACGAUACAAUAUACUGUACAGUAGAGAAGUUAUCUUUCCAAAAAGGCUCUAUUAUGAAAUGUUUUGUCACUGUUUUUUUUUUUUUUGUAUUUUUGCUUUAGAUUAAUCCCUCACUUCUCUUGAACUGCUGGAGUUUAACUGCUAAUCAGCUGCUUUGUCAUCAGUUCUUCAGUGUUUGAAUCAUAUUUUAGAAUCCUGACAGGUUUAAAUAGUUAAAACAUUCACCAAAAUGAAUUCCUCUUGCAUGUUGAUAUUGUAGAUUAUGUCAUUGGUGUAUUAUGCAAAAUGUUGACAUAAGCUUUUUCUGUGCUUUUAAACAACAACAACAAAAGAUUUGGCAGAUUGCAAUCAUCCCCAUAGGGCAGGAAUUCUGACAAAAAAAAAAUUCAGAUGGCCAAAACGGAUCUUGUUUUUUUUUAUUGUUGUAAGUGUGCUCACAACCUUUGUUAUUUUUCUUCCUACCGUCACUUCUGGCAGCACAAUCUGUAGAUUGGUUUAAAUUCUCCAUAAUAAAUAUUAUUUUUAAUAUUAAA